Messenger RNA from Rotaria sp. Silwood1, 378 nucleotides. NCBI's taxonomy places the organism in Eukaryota, Metazoa, Rotifera, Eurotatoria, Philodinida, Philodinidae. The record is from the annotation of a GenBank genome assembly.
AUGAGUGUAACACGUAUUUAUAAUUAUUAUAAACAAAAUAAUAUAAAAACAGUUAUUAUGGGUGCUUCUUUUCGAAAUAUAAAACAAAUUCUUGGUUUAGCUGGUUGUGAUUUAUUAACAAUAAGUCCAAAAUUACUUGAUCAAUUAGCAUUAGAACAUACGAAAGAUAAUGAAAAAAUUCAAAUUUAUUUAAAUAAAGAACAAAUAAAACAGAAACGUGAAAAAAAACAUGAAAAACUUGAUGAAAAAAUAUUUCGUUGGAUGUUAAAUGAAGAUGAAAUGGCUAAUGAUAAAUUAUCUGAUGGAAUACGAAAAUUUGCUGCUGAUGCUCAAAAACUUGAAGAUCUUAUUCGAGUUCGUCUUCAAAAUAAUAAAUAA